Schizosaccharomyces japonicus yFS275 is the source of this 2424-nucleotide messenger RNA. RefSeq names its product translation initiation factor eIF1A-like protein. The record is from RefSeq and is a predicted model, not a curated record. NCBI's taxonomy places the organism in Eukaryota, Fungi, Ascomycota, Schizosaccharomycetes, Schizosaccharomycetales, Schizosaccharomycetaceae. The coding region runs from base 134 to 505 and encodes 123 amino acids. Gene Ontology annotation, biological process: translational initiation; translation. Gene Ontology annotation, molecular function: translation initiation factor activity; RNA binding. The transcript is spliced from 2 exons.
UUUAUACAACAUAGUUUAUCGCUUUCAGUGUUACUGCUAAAGAGUUUGCUUUAAUUAUAGCCUCCUCUUGGUGGUGAUUUAGAUCAGAACCCUCUGGCAAACCAAAAACCACGGUACAAAAAAGGAAAAUAGUAUGUCUAAGGCAGCUACGUUUCAAGCAUCAAUGGAUCCGCCGGAUCACUUGGAAGAAAACCAGCUUAUAGCACGGGUUACCGCGUUGCGUGGUUCCUCACUUUUCGAAGUGACUGAUCCGGCAGGUUCAACUUUACUGGUAGAAAUGCCACCCAAAUUCAGAAAAUCGGUUUGGGUGAAACGAGGGGGUUACGUGCUAUUAGACAAGAGUGAGUUUCAAGACAAAAAAAACAAGAUUGACGGAACUAUUGUACACGUUAUUCACAGCACCAAAGUGUGGAUGAAACAGCAUUACUGGCCCCCAGAAUUUGCUGCCCGUAUCCAACCCGUUGAAGAAGACGAGAGCAGCAGUUCGGAAGAGUUCAGCGAUUAAUCGAACAGUGCUAGCAUUCCAUGAAGUGAUGUAGUAGUAAAAAAGUUCAACGGAUGCACUUUUAAAUAUUGUCAUUUUCUCAUUCAUUUUAGUUCUCAAAUUGAGGGGUGAUUUUUUAGAACGAUAGAAAAGGUUCAACAUCCUCACUGCAAAAGAUGUACUAGUAAUCUGAACAUUGAGAUUACCAAGCGUUUGCCUUAUAGCAGUCCUGUAAUACGUUAAUAAAUUGUUCUUUAACUUCAGCUUCUUUUAACUUACCUCGGGAUAGUAAGCAAUUACAAUUGAUCUGUCAUCAAAACGGAGACCGGACAUGUGUUGAAGAGCGUUCGCAGCAUCCUUAAUGGAGCCAAAGCGCACAAAAGUCACGCCAACACCUGGAGGGGCAGAAGUAUUAUCGGAAGAAGACGUUUCUCUUGGAAGUUUCAGAUCAAGUACUUGGCCAUAUUCGUUGCACUUAUUCUGCACGGAUUUUCGAAUAUCUAAAAUCGUUAGCGAUUGUAUGCAAAAAAUGGACAUACCCUCAUAAUCUUCAGUAUCUAACGUUUCAUCAGCAUCAAGAAGAUUGUGAAUUUGAAGCACACGUGUUGGUGCCGCUUCUGUGCUAGAUUUGCUGAGCUCAAUUAAAGCAGCCAUGCCGACAGACCUAGGUGAAGGAACAGGUUGUUGAAUGCCAACACAAGCAAACUGAACCAUCAGACGAGUGUCACCAAAUUCCAUAUUGUUCAGCCCUUGGACGGCGGCCGUAGCGGAUUCCGAAGAAAUGUAUUCACAGAAUGCGUAUCCCCUUGAUGUCAUAUCUGCAGAGUUUUUAGCUAAAAACAAACUCUGUAAUUCUCCGAAUGGCUUUAAUAAUUCAGAAAUUUGGUCUUCAUUCAGAUAUAGAGGCAAAGAUCCGAUGUAUACUUUGUCUGCGCUAUCGAGCACUUUUUGAUUCAGGUCAUUUUUUGGUCGCUUUUGAGCAACUUCGGAAGAAAUUUGAGGAACAAUGUAUCCUUCCAGACGGUCAAUUAAGACCGUUUCAUUUUUGAAUUUAAGUUUUCGUGCACCCCAGAUAAAUGUGGCAUCCUCCGGAGUUGCUAACUCAAUGAUAGCAUAACGUUCGGUUUUGCAAGGAUAAAUAGCGGUAACAUGUUUUGUAUCACGGUCUUUGUGGAACGAUGAUGUAGAUAUCGACUCUUCAAAAACAUUUUUUAAAUCUUCAACUUCAAAUUCAGCUGGAAGCUCUUUAACCUUCAAACGACGGGCUUGUCUACUAGCACCAGGUUGUAUAGGAGGAGGAGGUGCAAUGAUGCUGCCGGCAGUGGAACGAGCAAAGGCAGCCAAUUUCUCUGGAUCUGCUGUUGCUGAUCUUGGUGCACCUGGAAGUGGAAAUAGUCCAGACAUUUUUGCUUGAUCGGCUGUGACAUUUUCGUAACCCGGAGGCUUCAUAUCCCACAUGGAUCGCUUCCUUUUCCAUUGGUUCAAAGGUACGACGUUUUUUAAUUCUUCAAGUUCUCGUUCAAUGUUUAAAGGACGCGAUCUGUAGGAAGGACUUCUACUGCGACGACGCGAAGAGUAUCUACUUUCUCUCCGUUCAUUUCUGUCAUAACGGUCGUGUCUAUCCCGAGAAUACCGACUUUCCUUACGGUCGCGUUCAUCAUCACGGUCACGUCCGCUGCUGUAUCUUCGAUCAUCGUCUCGGUAUCUGCCUCGAUAUUCAGAAUCAUCGCGUCGUCUGCGACGUCUUUCAUCACCAUAAUCUCUUCUGCGGUCAUUGGAAUAGCUGUUAUACUCGCCAGCGGACCCAUAGUCUAAUUAAGUGUUAGAAGCGUAAAAAAAAGUAAUUGAGUAAAACUUACCGCGUGAACGAGAAGACCCUCUAUCUGAAGAGAUCCCUUUGACUAAUUAGUAAAAGAUAUCAAUACUAUUACUUACGAGAA